AUUGCGACCAAAACGGUGUGGCACAUCGUCGCGUGAGGUAUUUGGUGCUACUCUAUCUCCGAAAUCGGAAUCGCGCGUGGAAAACAAAUUCCUAACCAUCGGGUGGAUAUCGGAACCAGAAAAAAACAGGAUACGAGCUGAAAAUAAAGUUCAUGGAUUGUGAAUAGUGAAAAGGUGUAAAAAGUUACUUGAAACCACUUUUCCAGAAAAGCACUAGUAAUUAGUAUCUGAAUUUGAAGUAGUAAUUUAGCGAUAGCAUCAGUACCGCGGAGUGAUCGGAAACUAGUGAGCCCUUACCCUCUAGUGAAUUGGGGAACGUGAAAAGCUUGAAAAGCGGAUGAUCCUUAAGUUCAAUGAAACUAUUGAAAAAGAGUCAAAAUCCUAAAUUCUUUACAAUGAUAAUGCUAAAGUUAGUUAAUUAAUUAAAUGUUUUGCUAUAAACGUGGAAUUUAAAAUAUUAAACCUUGGGAUAAGUGGAAAAUUAUCAGGAACGUGAAAAUGAAAGUGGAUACAAGUAGCAAUCAGUGAAAAAAAUAUUAAAAAUAGUGAGUGUCUGCUAAAAUGAAAUGAAAUGAAAAUUGACCCAUGCAAAUAAAAAAAAUCGGAAUAUGUAAAUCACAUGUUGGUUACUAUUUAAAACACGGACGAUAUUAAUGGCUUGUAAACAAUACUCUUGUAGACAUUAAUUAGCCUACUGUAUGAAGUUUUAGUUUUUAAAGAAAAAUGGAGGAUCCGCAGUUUGCAGAUGAAUAUGUUCAAGAAUUUGUUCUAGACCAUUUGGAUGGUAGCGCAGCAGCUGCUUCUGCUGCUUCUGCUGCAGUCGGAGUGAAACAGGAGGAGCAAAGCCCACCAACUGCAAAAAUCACGUGGAAUAUAGUUCAAGAAGAGGAAGAAGUCCCUGUACGAAUGCGGACCUAUACAGUACCUCAGCAUCCCUCAUCGUCAGCUUGGCAUCAUGACGAGCGACAUUGUAAGUCAGUGCUCCAACCGCUUUCUCCAUCUUCAGAGAUGUAUACACAUGGGCCAAUGGCUGGACAAGCGGUGCUAGUAAGCGCUCCUGUAACUGGAGUUCCAUCAACCCCGCCUGAAACUCCUCCUGUCAUCGGAUCCCCAAGUUCAUGUAAUCCCCAAGGCUAUACAAACCCGUAUGUGCAUCCACACCGUCAACCCGGAACUGGACUUGUUGAAGAAAUGAUGUGGCUGCCACAGUCUAUACGAACAGACCCUCAGCCAUUAGAUCUCCGGCCGCUGAACUGUUCUAUUCAAGACGUUGAAUGGGAACGUCGUGACUAUAUACAUUCUGCUAAUGUUCCUAAUGGCCAUACUCACGUAAGCCUGCAACCUCACCACUUCAACCAACUUGAGCAUCUAUCACCCUUGAAUAUGCAUUCCUCGUAUCACAAUAAUCCUCAAACGGCUAGCCGCCCAAUGUCUGUUAGUUCAACUAGAUCUUCAAUGGCCUCGCCCAGGACUUCCUCCGGUCAGUAUAGUAAUUCGAGUAGUAUGGGUAGCGAAGAUGUAAUUAAUGAUGAGCUUCUUACAACACUAUCAGUUCGGGAGCUCAACAAACGCUUGCACGGUUGUCCGCGCGAAGAGGUUGUCCGGCUAAAACAAAAACGCAGAACACUUAAAAAUCGAGGGUAUGCCCAAAAUUGCCGCUCGAAACGUCUACAACAACGACAGGAUCUUGAAAAAAUGAACAGACAAUUACAAUACGAUUUACAACAAACGAAAAUGAAAUUAAAUCGUGUGCUUCAGGAACGAGACCAGUUAGUGCAGCGUCUUCAGCUAAGAGCAGCGGCACAAAAUGUUGGUCAGACAAAAGACUUGCAUUCGGACGGACAUAGUUCACCUGAGUUCUUACUUUGACGGCAGAUAGGGCCUCAAAAUCAAUGGGGACGGUAUUAAAAUAUCCCAGGCAGGGGGCAGAUUAGAAACAAAAUGGUAAUAUUCUGUUGGUAUAUUAUAAGUAAUAGUAAUGGAAUCUAAUAUAUUCGAAAUGUAGAUUUUCCAUAAUUUUAAAAUGCGGUUUUCCGAUCUUCUCCCAAAUAAAAAGUACUGAGAGAAAUAAUUUGUCGUAAGAAAAAUGGGAAGUAGAACUCUACAUUGUAAAUCUGUAAACUGUAAUUUCAAGAAAACUUAAGUUGAAAUGUGGAGAAGAUCAAAAAGCCAUCCAUUGGUUAUUUUUAAGUGCAUUGCAACAAUGUGUAAAUGAGAUGAGAUAGUAGAAGGGAGGGAAAAAAUAACUAUAUAGAAUGUUUAUGAUGGUUUCAAACCAAAAUAAAAUUCGCACGCGCGUUGAGUUCAACUUUCCAGGAGAAAAUAGUUGCACGUAACAACCAUUUCCUGAGUUUCAUCUUCACUAUUUGUAUAUGAACCCUGGUUCAUUCAAAUACAUAUACAUAUUUAUAUUCUCAGUAAAGUUCAGUUUAAUCUAGAGUAAGAAUCUUUCUUUUUUAUUGUGUUAUCAAUUAUCAGUUCAAUUACUCAGCUUGUUGAAGUUUAGUGACACAAAGUAUUAUUUAAUUUGAAAUUGAUUGUAAGAAAGUUCAAAAGAGUUCAGUUAGGACCGAAUAAAGCACAAAGUGGGAAAUUUUAAUUUACCAAAUCAUAUCCACCUAAAACGAAUAAUCUAGGUUUCAUAAUAUACUAUGUUACUAUUCUUGUUGUUACUAGUAAUGUUUAUUAUAAUUUUUAAUGUGAAGAAAAGUUACAAUACAGACUAUAUUUUUUAUAGAAUUGUUUAUGAGACUUCUUUUAAUUUUAAUAAAUAAAACUGUGAAGUAAGUUGUUUUAUUUUUUAUUUCAAUCUGCAUUAUCAUCACCCUGGGCAAAUUAGCAUGGAAAGUCUGCUUCUUUCAAUGGAACAUUAUAUUAAAGAUUAAAUUAGCGACUCAAACGUGCCAGCAAGAAUGUAUCGCUACAAUUACUUAGAAAGUAAAAGUGCGCUCAAAGUCUGAAAAGUUUGUUUGUGUUUACACUGAGGAAUAAAGUUUGAUUAAUAUCUGAUGUACUUUAUACAACAUACGCUCUCUGCUAUGUCUGUCCUUGUUUUCAGGUGCGAUUGUCAACAAACCCAACUAAUGUAUCAAUUUCAUUUAAAAUCGCAUUUCCAGAAAAUACUACCAAUGGUCUCAUUUCAAUGUAUUUAAAAAAAAGUAUAUAAAAAUUAGUUCAAAGGCACGCUGAAAACAAUGACUUAGAUAUUUUUAAUGCAUUUACUACAUAUUUUCGUAGUUAUUGAUUUCUCUGAUUUAAAUUACGACCUUUUAAGUUAUACCGAUUCAUACACUAGUAUCAUUUCCA
Molecule: messenger RNA, 3306 nt
Organism: Hermetia illucens (black soldier fly)
Lineage: Eukaryota; Metazoa; Arthropoda; Insecta; Diptera; Stratiomyidae
Gene: tj
Product: transcription factor MafB
Exons: 1
Coding region: 724-1869 (381 amino acids)
Biological process (GO): regulation of transcription by RNA polymerase II
Cellular component (GO): nucleus
Molecular function (GO): RNA polymerase II cis-regulatory region sequence-specific DNA binding; DNA-binding transcription factor activity, RNA polymerase II-specific
Source: RefSeq, a predicted model, not a curated record